CAAAAAGCUUGAACGAUAUACGGAAUGCCCGCCGUUUGCCAGGCCGUUCAAGGCCGUUGAAACGAAACGGCGGGCAGCUUCGUAGGAGUUUUUUUCCGUGGUAAAUUAUCAAAGAAUCUUCUUUGUUCUAUGGGCCUCUGCCAACUGACUGUUCCAUAAGAAGUCGUUACUUCCCCGCCAUAAAUGAAGCUAAGUAGCUUUCCACCGUCAUCAGGAGUCGCUGUUCAGCCUAAUGUACGAUGUUUAGUCGGGUUGUAUGGAUCUCUUAAGGAUUCCAGCUUUGAAAACCUCAAUCGACUAGUAGAAGAAGAUCGAGAUGAACAAGAGAUUUUGCGAUAUGCGAUAAGUCACGAAGAGUCUGAUGAAGUUCGAUUUUUAGUUGGAUCUCAGUCUCUGAAGCCACAAGGUAGUCAGGUCACUUUGGUAACACUUGUGGAGUCAUUAGAUAUCGACUUAAAAAAACAGACUUUUGCACAUCCGAAUGGAGAGGUUACUUCAUUGGUUACACUGGCAUCUAAACCAGAUUGCUUUAUAUCACUGUCAGCAUCAUAUUCAAAUGAACGACCAGAACUUCGUAAUAGUGCUCGACUUUGGAGAAUACCUAAUCUUAACGAAACUUUAUUAGACGAUGCUAUGAUUGAAUCAAAUCUAUCAAAAUCACCAGUAGAUAACAAUAAUUCAUCUACGGCGAAUAAUUCAUUGGAUUAUGUAACUACACUACCAUUAGAUAAAUAUCAUAGCAUCAAAAGGAUUACAUCACAUCCGUCUAGUACGUGCUGUGAUUUAGCCUGUGUUGUCGGACCACCUAUUGAAAUGCCUGGUUCAGCUGCUUAUUCUUCCCUCGUAACCACUGCAACGACAAGCUAUUUAGUCAUACUUAAAGCUUCAUCAAAUUCAAAUUCUAGUGAUUAUCAAAUCAGUACAAGUGUACAGUUAUAUUUACCACCUUCAUCUCCAAGUGAUAGUUUACGUACAAAUAUGAAGUCAUCAACUGGUUGUUUAUCAACUACUGCAUCACCUAACGCUAUUCGUUGGUCUCCACAUGAACAUUCAAAUCAACUUGCGAUAGCUUUUGAUAAUGGUAUACUAGGAUGGGAUGUUCGAUGUAUGAAGCCUAGUUUCUGGAUGGAAAAUGCCCAUUGGCCAUGUGUUAGAGACAUUGAUUACAAUCCUCAUCGUCCUAAUCUGUUAGUAUCCGGUGGAGACGAUGGAAUCAUGAGACUUUGGGAUCUUCGCUAUUUACGCACAAGAUAUCGCUGUCUGUCUACCACUGCCGCUGUUUCAGCAAAAAACACAGCUAUUUCAAAUGCAUCUGAAAGAAUUAUGCAAUACGGCACGGAACCAACUGUUCAGCCUUUGUUCGCAAUCGCAUCUCACUCUCAUUGGAGUUGAUACUGCAAGUCAGGGCUUAGAGUGGAAAAAUACUAUCCAGCUGCUCAAACACCACUGACUGUGCAUUGAUCCAUACCAAGCACUUUAACACAAUAUCCGCAUCAAGAACAGGUAUUCCUUGUAAUUUAACUUAAGUACCGUGUCAUAUUCACUGUGUAUUGUAGAUAUUUCAAUCAAAACCAAACAUUUUAGGAACCUUAUAUUAUCAACUUUCAUUUAGUUAAUAAUAAUAUACAAGCUAUUUUACAACACACUUUCAAUUUCGCGCAAAAUCCAUGGGACGCUAUUUUAAUUCUGAUUGUUUACUUCAAGGCCGUCAAUAUAGUAUACAUUUACCACAAAUAAUUCGUUUGUAUUUAACCACUAUACGUACCAAUACUGUCCUGACACUAAUUUUAUUAUUUUGGUUCCAUUCACUACCUUUACACUUGACUCAUUUUUACGAGAUAACAUAAAACCUACAGUAAUCCAAAAAAGCACAUUGAGAAAUGGGAAAAAAUUAAAAAAGUGGAAUCAGUCGAUUGUAAUUUAUUGUUAGAAAUAUUUUCACAAUUGAUUUAUAAAUGUAAAGAUGGAUGGUAUGUACAUUAACAACAGCCAUACUUUUUAAAAUUAUCGGUCUAGAGUUCUUCAGACAAUCCAGACUAGUGCUCAUUAGCUUUGUUAUUUAUUUUUAUGUCUUGAUUUAGGAAUGUUUCCAUUCAUUUCUUACUGCACCCAUUAUCGUACGUCCCCACAGAUAAGGCCUGGAUACGUAAACAUUGUUUCUCGAUUAUCUCGUACAAUAUAAACCCAUAAUCACAAAUAUUAGUUUAUCUUUCGUUCCAAAAAUCAUGAUUCAUUUAUCUCUCAUUUACUAGCUCCCAUUAUAACUGAGUGAUAUUUCGGAGGUAUUGAUGGUUAAAUCAUAAUUUUAAUAUUGUUAUGGUGUCCAAUAUAUCAAAAAGUGUCUCACGGUUUGGUAGAAAACAAUACUCCAUUCACUCAGUGGUUACAUGACAAGUAGUUUGUAUUUAUAAAUGCCCGCUAAUCUUUUAAUAUCAAUAAAUGUUUCUGAGCGCUGAUAAUGAAAUCACUCGUAUUUCGAAAUCUAUGUUGAAAAAAACAAUUAUUUUUGUGUAUAUAUACCUGUAAUGUGUAGCAGCUAAUUUAGUUAAAAACCACAGGUCGCAUGUUUUGACACUUCUCUCUUUCAUUUUGGCGAACCAGAUGACAUCAUCAGUCACACAAUGUGCCUCAAAGCCUAGUUCUUACACUUGGUAAAUUAUGUAUAUUACACAACAAUCCUACUCAUAAGUUAUUUCCAUUUCGCAAAGUUUUUUUUCGACCGUGUAUGGGAUUCCUCAUCAGUUCACAUUCCUGACCUCAUGAAGAACUGAAAUCAGUGCCUUUUGAUUUCGUACCAAGCACGUUACUGUUCAGUUGUGUUAUUAAUAUGGAGUAACAUUCAUUUCGUAUUUGUCUGAUAUUCUGUCGUUUACUUUUUUCUACAAUCAACCAUUACUUGUAAUAUUUCUUUAUAGUUGGUAGGGGUUAUAUUAAUUUAGGACAAAUGCAUAAUAAUUAGUUUUCUAUGUGUUAAUUCGAUUCGAUAUUUCAAAUAUGAAUAAAUAUGUUUAUUUAUUCGGUCUUCCAGCACAGUAAGAAUAUUUUGAGUGUUUUUGUUGACAAAUCAAAAUAAUAGGCUAUCUUUCCAUUCUAACAGAUUUGGUCAGUACGCUAUCACCCUACACGAGACCAACUUGUUCUCUCUUCAGGAAGUGAUGGUCGUGUUUGUCUAUACAACUUACCUAGCUAUUCGUCUGAUGCUCUUCUUACUAGUGACAUGAAUCAACAAUCGACUAAUGGUCAUAGUCAAAUAGAAUUUCAAGAUGAACUUGAUGACCAUUCAUCCUGUUCUCAUGAAGGUGAAAUUGACAGAAACGAAGAUGGUUUGAUCGCUCGUUUGGAACAACAUGAAGAAAGUGUAUAUACAGCUGAAUGGAGUCCAGUAGAUGCAUGGUAUUUUGCAUCGAUCAGUUAUGAUGGCAAUUUUCUUAUAAAUCGUGUUCCAGAUCAAAUCAAACUAAAUAUUUUAUUACAAUCUAAUGAUUACUAAAUUAUUUGUAUUUGUUUUCUCUGCAUUCUGGUAUUGCUUUUAUCGUUUGUGCAUUUUGUUUUUCUCUUAACAAUACUUCUAUUAAUUCGGCUGUGAUAAUUAUUUAGUCAACUUUUGUACCAGUUUCAUUAAUAAAUAUGGAUGUUUAUUGACAAAUAAA
Molecule: messenger RNA, 3650 nt
Organism: Schistosoma curassoni
Lineage: Eukaryota; Metazoa; Platyhelminthes; Trematoda; Strigeidida; Schistosomatidae
Source: the annotation of a GenBank genome assembly